Molecule: messenger RNA, 2892 nt
Organism: Argentina anserina (silverweed cinquefoil)
Lineage: Eukaryota; Viridiplantae; Streptophyta; Magnoliopsida; Rosales; Rosaceae
Product: disease resistance protein RPV1-like
Exons: 5
Coding region: 1-2892 (963 amino acids)
Biological process (GO): defense response; signal transduction
Molecular function (GO): ADP binding
Source: RefSeq, a predicted model, not a curated record
AUGUCAGCCACCUCUUCUUCGGCUGCUGGUCAUGGUCAUCCUCGAGGCAAGUAUGAUGUCUUUCUUAGUUUUAGAGGUAAAGACACGCGCGAUACAUUCACCAACGAGCUCUAUAAGGCUUUAAAAUGGAAGAAUAUUGAUACCUAUAUCGAUAAUAAGCUUGAAGGAGGAGAUGAAAUUAAACAUGCUCUGGAGGCAGCAAUUGAGCAAUCACAGAUCUCGGUAAUUGUUUUCUCAGAAAACUAUGCCGCUUCUACGUGGUGCUUGGAUGAACUUGUGUACAUAAUGAAAUGCAAGAAAAGCUAUGGACAAAUUGUUUUACCUGUGUUUUACAAAGUAGAUCCAUCGGACGUACGGCAUCAGAAAAAUAGUUAUGAAGUUGCAUUCAGAAAACAUACAAAACGAUUCAAAAACAACCCGGACAAAGUGUGGAUUUGGAAGGAUUAUCUGAAAGAUGCAGCCGCUCUUUCUGGGUAUCAUUCCAAAAGUUACAGGACCGAGCCCGCUUUAAUUGACACGAUUGUCAAACAAGUUUUGAAAAAGUUAAAUUGUAUCUCGUCAACUAAAUCGAGAGGCCUCUUUGGGAUUGAGAAUCAGAUUCAAGAAAUUGAAUUGUUACUAUCCAUGCAAGCAGAAGAUGAUCGGGUACGCUAUAUAGGUAUUUGGGGCACGAAUGGUAUGGGAAAGACCACCCUUGCUAGGGAGGUAUUUCGCCGACUCUAUUCUGAAUUCGAUUCUUGUUCCUUUCUUGAAAAUGUUAGAGAAAAGUCGGAGAAAAAUGGAAUUUAUCAUGUGCGACAGAUACUUCUUUGUCAGUUAUUAAAGGAGGAAAGCCUAGAUAAUGUUGGCACAUCAGAUAUUUUAGAAAAGUUAUCCAAUAAGAAGGUCCUUGUUGUUUUAGAUGAUGUGCACGAUUCAAGCCAAAUAGAAGCUCUACUUGGAGAUCUUGUGUUUCGGUGGGGAAGUAGAAUCAUUAUUACCUCUACCGAUAAGCGCUCAUUGAUGGAUAGAGUGAAUGGUUUAUACAAGAUGAAGAAGUUAGAGAUUGAUGAUGCUCUUCAGCUUUUUCAUUCGAAAGCUCCCCAAGAUGACCGUUCCAAAACAAAUUGUCUGGACCUGUCAAGAAGAGCGGUAGAGAUUGCUAGAGGUGUGCCAUUACUUAUUACAACUAUGAGUUCCUCAUUUGGUGAUUGCAAAACCAGAAGAGAUUGGGGAGAUGUAAUGAACAGGUUGCAAAAAUUCCAGAACAAAGAAGUGGGGGAUAUGUUGAGAGCAAGUUAUAACGAAUUACAAGACGAAGAGAAGGGAAUAUUUCUUGAUAUUGCAUGUUUCCUUAAAGGGAAAAAGAUAGCGGAGGCAGAAAGAAUGUUGGAGAUGCACGGGUUCUCUGCACGGAGCGGAAUUCAGAGUCUCGUCAAUAAGUGUCUCAUAUCAAUUUCAUCGGAUGAUCACCUAGAUAUGCAUGUUCGGCUGCAAGAAAUGGGCCAGUCCAUUGUUCGUGAACAGGGCACUGAUAACCCCGGGCAACGCAGCAGGUUAUGGAAUGCCAAUGAUGUCUACCAAGUAUUUAUAAAGGAACAGGGACAUAAACUUGAAGCCAUAUGGUCAGACAUAUCUACCAUUGAGGAGUUACAACUCAGUCCUAAUGCCUUCGAAAAUAUGCCCAAUCUUCGUGUUCUACGAUUUUAUGCACAGCCAGACGUGGACACCAACAUGCACCUUCCUGCAGGUCUCGAGUUUUUACCUGGCGGCCUUAGAUAUCUACACUGGGAGAGAUACCCUUCUACAUAUCUGCCAUUAGUGUCUUCUCCGCACAAUCUAGUUGAGCUUCAUCUGCCCUAUGGCAAAGUUAAGAAGCUUUGGAAUAAUAAUGGCAAGAAUAUGGAGAAUUUAAAGAUGUUGAAUCUUAAAGGGUGCAAACUCCUGACUGAAGUUCCGAAUUUCUCUCAGAGUCCAGAUAUUGAAACAUUAAAUCUCAGUGGUUGUAGAAAUCUGACUGAAAUAGAUGUUAGAGAGUUGGCUAAGCUUACCACUCUGAAACUUUCAGGCUGCUCAGGACUUGGAAUCUCUAGAGAUAAGCCGGAGAUGCCACCCAAUGUGCGAAAGUUAGAUUUGUCUUACUUGGAGCUGACUCAACCUCCGAAUCUCUCUGGGUGUCCAAACAUUGAGAAAUUUAAUCUGCAUCAUUGUGAGAAGUUGGCUCGACUUCCUCAUGGAUAUUUUAAUCAUCUUGCCAAGCUUACUACUCUUAAUAUGGCACACUGCCCAAGUCUUAAAACUUCUCCUCAGGUGCCACGCAAUUUACGAACCCUAGAUUUGUCCUCAUGCUCUGGACUGACUGAAUUUCUUGACUUUCCUCAGUGUUCAAAUAUCGAGAUAAUAGAUUUCUGUGAGUGCACAAGUUUGAGGCAACUCCCACUGUUAAAAGAUCUUGACAAGCUUACUCGUUUGGAGCUGGCAGGGUGCUCGAAUCUUGAAGGUUGUCCUGAGUUACCACGCAAUAUACAAAAAUUGGAUUUGUCUUCUUGCUCUCAACUGACUGAAGUUCCUGAUCUAUCGGGGUGUCCAAAUAUUGAGAUAAUAGAUCUCUGCCAUUGUACAGGAUUGGAAGAACUUCCGAUGUUAAAACAUCUUGACAAGCUUACUUACUUGGAGCUGGCAGGAUGCUCGAGUCUUGAAGUUUGUCCUGAGCUACCGCGCAAUAUACGAGAUUUGGAUUUGUCUAAUUGCUCUAAACUGAUUGAAGUUCCCGAUCUCUCCGACUGUCCAAAUAUCGAGAAUCUAGAUCUCUGUCAUUGUACUAGUUUGAAGCAUAUCCGUUAUUCAUGUGUUAGAAACCUUGACAAGCUUACUUCUCUGUACCUGGAGAACUGCUCGAGUCUUGAAAAUUGA